AUGCGGCGUGUUGGGAAGAAGACCGGGGUGCCCCAAGUUCCCUGUCCGGGUGCUUUGUUGCCGUGCUUGCCUCCAAGUGUGUGUGUGUGCUGGAGUCCGACGCUGCUAGCCGGGGCUAAUGUGCCUUGCAGAGGAUGUGCCCAAGCCGCUCUCUCUGACCACCUCCUGCUUUGGGUUUCCUUUCAGAUCGAUGACAUCGCAGAUGGUGCCGUGAAACCCCCGCCGAACAAGUACCCCAUCUUCUUCUUCGGCACUCACGAGACCGCCUUUUUGGGCCCCAAAGAUCUGUUCCCCUAUGAAAAGUAUAAGGACAAAUAUGGGAAACCAAACAAGAGAAAAGGCUUCAACGAGGGAUUAUGGGAAAUCCAGAACAACCCUCAUGCCAGUUACAGUGCCCCUCCGCCUGCCAGCUCCUCUGACAGUGACAUCCCCGAGAAUGACCCGAUGGGGGGAAGUGAUGCUGGUGAUGAUGAGGAAGAUGCUGCCAUGGCUGCAGUCACCACAGAGAAAAUGGAAAGUGAUGAGGACUCAGAUCGAGGCAGCGACCACAGCGGGCUCAAACGAAAAUCACUGGCAAUGAAAAUGCCAGUGGCAAAAAGGCCUCGGAAAUCUUCAAGUGAAGAUCAGGGCAGCCCCUCCCUGACAGAAGAAGAGAAUUCGGAAACAUCUUCUGAGUCAGAAAAAAACAGUGACCAGGACUUCACUCCUGAGAAGAAGCCAGUGGCCAGGGCUCCCCGGAGGAUGCCUGCAGGGGGAAGGAAGAAGAAGAAAGUGGAGUCUGGCUCCGACUCUGACUCCAAAGUGGACUCGGACUCAGAAAUGGGAAAUGCAACUGUGGACAUGACCAAGUCAGACUCCAACUCCGAUUCAGACUCCGAUGUGUCUGUUAAAAAGCCUCAACGGGGCAGAAAGCCAGCUGAGAAACCCCCUCCCAAGCCCCGUGGUAGGAAACCAAAACUUGAGCGUGUCCCUAUCAGCUCCAGCAGCGACAGUGAUAGCGACAGUGAUGUGGACCGUAUCAGUGAAUGGAAGAGGCGAGAUGAGGAAAGGCGACGGGAGCUGGAAGAGAAGAGGAAGAGGGAACAAGAGGAAGAAAUCCGCCGGCUCCGGGAGCAGGAGAAGGAGGAGAAAGAGAAAAGGAAGGAGAAAGCAGAGAAGGGCGAGGAGGUGCACUCAGACAGCGACAGUAGUGCAGAUGAUGAAGUGGCCAAAAAGGGCAGAAAAGGCCGGGGUAAGGCCCCAUCCUCCUCAGACUCUGAGCUGGAGAUGGAGAAAGAGGUAAAGAAACCAGUGAAGAAGCAGCCCUCAGAGUUGUCAAGGAAACCAAAUCAGAAGGAGAAGAGAGGCCGAGCAGAGGAGAAACCACGAAACAAACCUUUGAAAGUGGAAAGAGGCCGGAAGAAGUCUGACCUGAUCCCUGAAAGGAGAAUGGAGAGGAAGAAGGAGCCCACAGUUGAAGAGAAACUUCAGAAACUUCACAGUGAGAUCAAGUUUGCCUUGAAGGUGGAUAACCCAGACAUCAAGCGGUGCCUGAAUGCAUUAGAGGAGCUGGGUGCACUCCAGGUCACCUCUCACAUCCUCCAGAAACACACUGAUGUGGUGGCUACUCUAAAGAAGAUCCGUCGCUAUAAAGCAAACAAGGACGUGAUGGAGAAAGCUGCUGAAGUCUACACCCGCUUGAAGUCGCGUGUCCUAGGACCAAAGAUGGAAGCAAUCCAGAAAGCCAACAAAGCCGGGCCUGAGAAGGACAAGGGGGAUGUGGAGAAAGGCCAGGAGAAGCUGUCAGGAGGGGAGACACAGAAUGAGAAGGGAGAAGAGGAAAUGAAUGCUGACUUGUCAGGUCCUGUGAAUGGCGAAUCGUUGUCCCAAAAAACGGAGGGCACAGAGGAGCAGGAGAGAGACAAAAGCCGAGGGCCAGGAGCUGGAGAGCCAGAGGCACCUAGCGAGGAGGCCCAUAACAACGUGCAGGAUUAUCCUAGCACCGAAAGGGAGAGGGUUCGUGGGGAGUCAGAGUCUGUGGAUGAUGCAGAGGAGAGCUGAGGAUGCGGAGAGCUGAGCACGUGGGACUGCCUGCAGGAGGAUGUUGGAAGGGCCACAAAACCUGCUCCGAAGGGAGACUGGCCUCUGCCUUGCCCAUCUUUGCGUUACUUCACUAAGUCACACAGUAGCUGAUGUCCUAGGUCUUGUCCUGUGCCCCUGACCCCGUGAAAGCACUGAACGUGGGGGGAGACUGUGCUGUUUUGUCCGUAUUUGUCCCCUCUUUUUUUUUCUUUUUUCCCCUUCUCCCCCCCCCCCACCUAAUUUCUUGUGAUUUCAACCGACAUGAAAUGAAUAUAAAGGGUUUUUUAAUGAAAAACACAAAGAGCCAUAGUGUCUAUUUCUUAAGGCACCGUUGACUGUGACUAGGGGUGGGCAGGAGCCUCCCUCAUCCCUUUCUCCCUGUCCAGGGCUGGGACCAGAGCAAAUCCCCAAGGGUCCCUAUUCCCUUGGGCCCUGAACUGGGCUGAGCACCCAGAGUUGGCCCUGUCCCUGCCACAGCUGUCCCCAAGGGGUGAUGGUGGGGCCUGACUGUGCUCCCAGCCUUCCUUCUUCAUUUUCCAGUGCUGGUGCUGAGUGCAGCCCCACUAGGGAAGGGACACAAGGACUUCUCCCCUCAGUGGCAGAUCCUCACUCUGUUGCUCUGAGCCUCUUUUUCCCUCCUGUGGUUGCAGCUGCUGGAGCCUGGUCCCUCCACUCCAGCAGAUGCAGCAGGGCUGGCAUCUGCCUUUGGGUAAGCACAGUGAAAUUGUGUAUUCUCCCCUAUGUUGGCUGGGGGACUCAUCAGUGGCAGCAUCCUGCCUUGUGCUGGGCAGCAUCUUGUUUGUCUGUCUGUCUUUCUGCUCUUUUGCAAGAAAUCUGAAGCUUUUGUACAUGCAAAAUAAAGAUGUUCCCAGCUCAA
Messenger RNA from Meleagris gallopavo (turkey), 2938 nucleotides. The record is from RefSeq and is a predicted model, not a curated record. NCBI's taxonomy places the organism in Eukaryota, Metazoa, Chordata, Aves, Galliformes, Phasianidae.